Molecule: messenger RNA, 1935 nt
Organism: Thermochaetoides thermophila DSM 1495
Lineage: Eukaryota; Fungi; Ascomycota; Sordariomycetes; Sordariales; Chaetomiaceae
Exons: 6
Coding region: 1-1935 (644 amino acids)
Biological process (GO): transmembrane transport
Molecular function (GO): calcium ion binding; ATP transmembrane transporter activity
Source: RefSeq, a predicted model, not a curated record
AUGAGUGUUAUUUCUGAUGUCGUCUCGGAGCAACAAUCACCGGUAGCUGUCGCCAUGGAGGAGUCGCAGCACGAGCGCGACAAGCGCAUUGAGGAGCUAUGGAGAAAACUUGACCCUGCUGGACAUGGCGAGCUCGACUUCAAGGGCCUGCAGAGGGGGCUGAGGAGGAUUGACCACCCUCUCCAGAAUGCCGACGAGAUGCUCAAGGACAUCAUCAGCCACCUCGAUACGAGUGGUGACGGUAAGAUUCAGUACGAGGAGUUCCGAGCCUUUGUUGAGGCUGCCGAAAGACAGCUGUUCCUGUUGUUUCAGUCCAUCGACAGCAACCAUGAUGGCCGCUUGAACAGACAUGAGCUAGAGGCAGCCUUUUAUCGGGCAGGUCUUUCCGUCCCAAAACGGCACCUAACCGGCUUCUUCAACGAAAUCGACAUGAAUCGGGACGGUUACAUAACUUUUGACGAGUGGCGCGACUUCUUGUUGUUUAUGCCACCCAACCACAACGGGUCGCCUCUAGAAGCCGCCCUGUCCUUCUAUUCAUCGAUUGUCACCGUCAACCAGGAAGGCGAUUCGCUGGUCAGUGAUGAUACAUUAGAGGGUCAUCUAGGUACGGCAGGAUUCCUUCUUCAAGCCCUUUUUGGCACACUUCUUAGGCUUGCGAGCCCGGAUCUGGGACUGCCUCCUGUGCGCUCCCCGGACAUAACCCGACCGUCGACUCUGCAUCCGUCCUCUCCGUCGCUUCCUUAUUCCGAACAAAUACAUAGCUUGCCGCCCGAAAUGACAUCGAAUCCAGCAGCCAUGCGUUACGGCCCCACUGGCGGCAUCUCCUCUCAAGUCCUGGCUGACGCCGGACUCCAACGAUCCGUACUGCAGUAUGAGGGUGUUGCACAGGCUAGCACCCCGACUUUUACUGAGCUUCUUGAAGCUGAAGCAGAUCCGUCGGCUGGGCGGGUGACCACUAGGCUGACAGAUCUCCUGCCCGAACCAGGCUACUUCCUCGCUGGUGCUGUGUCGGGUGGUGUGUCACGAACAGCGACUGCACCUCUGGAUCGUCUCAAGGUGUAUCUUCUUGUCAACACAAAGACUCGCUCUAAUGUAUCUGUGCUCUCGGCCAUCAAGAGCGGUCACCCGAUGACAGCAUUGAAGCAUGCUGGCGGGCCGGUCAUUGACGCCAUCGCGAGCUUGUGGAAGACAGGUGGUUUCCGAACCUUCUUUGCAGGAAAUGGUCUCAAUGUGGUCAAGAUUAUGCCCGAAUCAGCCAUCCGAUUUGGCUCCUAUGAAGCUUCAAAACGCUUCCUUGCGGCAUAUGAAGGUCACAAUGACCCAACUCAAAUCAGCACCGUGUCCAAAUUCGUCGCUGGAGGUAUCGGCGGUAUGACAGCUCAGUUUUGCGUCUAUCCCAUCGACACACUGAAGUUCCGACUUCAGUGUGAAACCGUUCAAGGCGGCCUCAAGGGCAAUGCCUUGCUUAUUCAAACCGCAAAGAACAUGUGGGCGGAUGGUGGUGUUCGCGCAGCUUACCGCGGUCUUGGCCUCGGCCUGCUUGGCAUGUUCCCUUACAGUGCCAUUGAUAUUGGUACUUUCGAGCUGCUCAAGAAGACCUACGUUCGACUAUCGGCCCGCUACUACGACAUCCGCGAAGACGAGACACAGCUCGGCAAUGUGACGACAGCUGUCUUAGGUGCGACCUCGGGCGCUCUUGGUGCCACUAUUGUUUACCCGCUUAACGUUCUCCGUACUCGUCUGCAGACUCAGGGUACUGCUAUGCAUCCACCUACUUACACAGGAAUUAUCGAUGUAGCAACAAAGACCAUGCGCAACGAAGGUGUGCGUGGAUUCUACAAGGGGUUGACUCCUAAUUUGUUGAAGGUUGCGCCCGCGCUCAGCAUUACUUGGGUUUGCUAUGAGAACAUGAAGAACUUGUUGGGUCUCAAUUGA